Molecule: messenger RNA, 2885 nt
Organism: Thalassophryne amazonica
Lineage: Eukaryota; Metazoa; Chordata; Actinopteri; Batrachoidiformes; Batrachoididae
Exons: 4
Coding region: 102-2570 (822 amino acids)
Biological process (GO): proteasome-mediated ubiquitin-dependent protein catabolic process; protein polyubiquitination; negative regulation of translation
Molecular function (GO): translation repressor activity; ubiquitin protein ligase activity; protein binding
Source: RefSeq, a predicted model, not a curated record
AGAGGAGGGAGAUGCUGUGAAGACAAGCAAGGCAUCAGGAAAUCAAAAUAAACACUACAAAACCCAAGAAGGGUCAUACAUCGAUAAAUCUAUACACCACAAUGUUUUUGGGAAGUCCUCUGAGUAGCAAUACCCCCUCUCCUAUCCCAGCCAACAAUGCCUGUGUUAUUACUGAGUCAGACAGUCCUGUCCCUCCUGUUCUGCCUCAGUCUCUACCAUGUUGGGCUACAAAGGCCUGCUCCAACCUUGUCCAGGCAGAGGAAGAGCUGCGUCGUCUCCAAAAGACUCUUUCAACUGAGACACAGUCUGUGAUGAGGGGAGUGGAACGGGCCAUAUUAGGAGCACGUAGAGAAGAGCGACGCCUCAUAGAAAGAGUAGAGCAGGAUCAUAGAGACACCCAGCAGCAACUGGAACAGAUACAGCGAGAGAACAUGGCAGCAAUGAGAGUGAGCCAGUCCCUGUUGAUCCAAAAGUACCGAAAAGUUGCCCAGCUUCAGCAACAGAUUCAAGAGGUGGUUAAACAGUCAGGUUUGGACCAAAUUGGACCCAAACAGAACCUGCUUCUGAAGGAAGUUGCAGAACUCCUCCAGCCCUGGGAAAUCUCUUUUUCUUUAAAUAAAGUGAACUUCAAGCCCAGCUCUCAGCCCAAUGCUGUCACAUUUGGAGAUAUGUGUGUGCAAGAACAAAGCCUUAGCCUGCAUGUUGGAGGAUGUGGGCUGCAAGACCAAAUGUGUCCUCUCCAUUCACAGGAAAUCCAAUAUGGGGACACGAGUUGUCAAGGUGCUGGAGAACAGACAGAUACUGAACAACAGGGAUGGACCUCACCGACAGGUAGGGUGGUCAGAAAGAUGAGCCUCUCAGCAGAGAAUGAACUGCAAUCACAAGAGGGACCAAAGCUCACAUUACCGACGAUGGGUUGCUGCCUUUCCAAGUUUGAGCAGUCUCACUGGAAAUCCUCCCAAGAUGAUGAACUGGAAUCUGCAUGCAUUGACCUACAAGGAGAGGAUAUGUUUCAGGGUGUCUCUGCAGCACAUACAAACAAGGAUACUGAAAGCAAGAAUCAGGCAUGUCAGAUGAACAAUAAUUUCAAACACUACUCCCCCAGUAAUCAGAGGAAACCCCUUCCUGCAGUCUCUGGCCAGAAGUGCUUUCCAUCUGAGGUGCGGAAAAACAAUCAAGAGCCUGUAAAGCUAAGGCACUACUUCAGUUUAGACCUCCAGCGUGGAGGCAGAGGAAAAGUGAACCAUGAUUACAAUGGAAGACAUUUGAAGAACAGCUAUAACACUUUAGUAGCUCCAAGAAUAUCUCACAGAGAACCCUUGACAAGCAAAAGCUGCCUAGACCUUACUUCUGGGGUCCGACCUCACUCUUGCCUCAGCCAGUCCUCUGAUGAACACUCUCUUGGGACCCUUGGUGACUCUGGCCGAGCACCAUCUCCAACAGACAGCCUUGAUUCCAGCUACACUUUCAUUAUAGGCUCAUCUCAUGACUACAGCAUGAACAGAUGCCCUGUGAAUUACAGCUGUCAUCUCUCCAAGUCUGAGGUGGACUUGACACGCAGGCCUUACCCAUUAAUCAUUGAAGGGACAUGUAUAGAUAAUUCCAAUCAGCAGACAAACAGAGGCAGAGGAGAUCCGACCUUGGCAGAAUUGGAGGAUGAGGAUGCAGCCUCAUCAUUAACAGUGUUCUCCUCAAGAGCAGUUCAUUUGAUAAGGCAGUUUGGGAAGCAAGGGUCAGGACGUGCCGACCUUACCCUCCCAAGCGGUAUCUACUCGACACCACCAGGCCACCUUUUUAUAGUGGAUUGUGGCAAUGCUCGUGUUCAGGUGACUGAUUCUCGGGGAAAUGUCCUCCAGCAAGUGACCUCACCAGCUUCUGACAACUCCACCAGACGAUGCCGCAACUACUUUGAUAUAGCUGUCAAUGCCAAGGGCCUGAUUGCACUCAGCUGUGCAGCAGAGCGUGCCUUACUUGUGUUCAGUCGGCAUGGUCGCCUGCUCCAGACCUUUGGAGGAUCAGGGUUGGCUUCUGCAAAAGAUGAAUUUGAAGCUCCUAGGGGUGUGACCGUCACCAAGCAGGAUGAGUUCUUGGUUGCUGAUAUCCGUAAAGGAUCCCUCAUUGCCCUAAAACUUGACCCAAAAACAGGUUCCCGUGUUGAGCGCACAGUGGUGACAGGAUUCCAUCGCCCUUAUUUGGUGGCAACUUGUUUGAGGUCUGGCACAGUUGCUGUGUCAGAAAGGGGCAGUGAAACAGGACGCGUACCUUGCAUCAAGGUUUUGGAGCCGGGCUGGAACACAGUGAGGGUCCUGGGUGUAUGUGCAGGUAUGGGACCAGUCCUGUCCUGCCCCUGGGGCAUCUGUAUAGAUAAAGAUGAAAAUAUUCUGGUUGCAGACUGGGGAGAGCAGCACAGUAUCUUGUUAUAUCCAGCACAGGGAAUGGGCUAUCCAGUAAUUACCCAGGGGCUGAGCAGCCCUCGUGGUCUGACUCUGCUCCCUGAUGGUUACUUAGCUGUAUCUGACAGUAUGCAUCACUGCAUUAAGAUCUAUCAGUACAAAUCAAGCCAGAACUAGAAAUAAUAUUUAUCGAAGCAAGAAGAAUGUAACCAGGUAACAACAAUCUUUUUUCGCUACAUUCACUUUGAAUGUCUCUUCAAAAGGCAAUAAUUCAACCAUAUGAUUGUACUCAGAUCUGUAGACAUCAAAAUUACAGUGCACCACGUCUAAACAAUUUCAAAAAGGAAAAUAGGUCAAUAUAUAUUUUCUAACUGUGUAAAGUGGCUGGGAUGAGGAUCAGCACCUAGAAAUCUGAGGCCAUGGCUCUUAACAGGAAAAUUAUGGUUUGCCUCCUCUGGGUAGGGAAUGGGGUCUUGCCCCAAGUGAAGGAGU